Molecule: messenger RNA, 3046 nt
Organism: Vanrija pseudolonga
Lineage: Eukaryota; Fungi; Basidiomycota; Tremellomycetes; Trichosporonales; Trichosporonaceae
Gene: AASS
Product: Alpha-aminoadipic semialdehyde synthase, mitochondrial
Exons: 3
Coding region: 33-2924 (963 amino acids)
Cellular component (GO): cytoplasm
Molecular function (GO): saccharopine dehydrogenase activity
Source: RefSeq, a predicted model, not a curated record
UGACGACGAACUAACCACUCGUCGCCGCCACCAUGAUUUCCUCACUCCGCACAACACGCCUCGUCGCGCCACCACUGCGCUUCGCGUCCUCGUCGCGCGCGCUCUCGACCCUCGGUAUCCGCCGCGAAGACCCAGGAAGGGUAUGGGAGCGCCGCGCCCCCCUCACGCCUGAUGCGGUGCGCAAGCUCAACGAGAUCUCGGCGGUCGAGGUCGAGAGCUGCACGCGCCGGUGCUUCCCCGACUCGGCCUACGAGGCGGCCGGUGCCCGCAUCGUCCCCUCCCUCUCGCCCAAUGUCGACGUCGUGCUCGGCAUCAAGGAGCCGCGCGUCAACGACGUCAAGACCCUCAUCGGCUCCAAGGCUGACAAGCACCGCACCUGGAUGAUGUUCUCGCACACCCACAAGGGACAGCCUUACAACACCGGCCUGUUGUCGUCGUUUUUGGCACCCACCACGGGCCAGACAUUGAUUGACCACGAGCUGCUCACCGCCCCGACAGACAAGGGCGGCCUGGCCCGUGUCGCGGCGUUCGGAUGGUACGCCGGUGCUGUUGGCGCCGGCGAGGCGCUGAGCCUGCUUGGCUUGGCGCUCCUCAAGCGCGGAAUCGCCCACCCCUUCCUCCACCUCCCCCGUCCGUACACCUUCGACUCUCUCGCCGACUUCAAGAAGGCGCUCAACGCGGCCGGCGACCAGAUCCGCAAGGGCAACGGCGCGGGCUCGCAGGGUCCCAUCGUCAUCGGCCUCACUGGCGCCGGCAAUGUCUCCACCGGCGCCAAGGAGAUGCUGGACGCGCUCGGCGUCCAGUGGGUCAGCCACGAGGAGCUCCCGACGCUCAAGGACGGCCCCGUCAUCUACGCCACCCAGCUCCCCGGCUCGGCCUACUUCCAGCGCAAGGGCGACGGAGGCUACGACCGCUCCGAGUACUUUGACUCGCCGGACAAGUACACGUCCGUGUUCGCCGAGACGGUCGCGCCAUACCUCACCUGCCUCAUCCACGGUGCCGGCUGGUCGGCCGCCUACCCCCGCAUCCUUACCAACCUGCAGACGGACGCCAUGAUCCGCAAGGCGGGCGGUGCCGGCCUCCAGAAGCUCGCGGCGGUCCAGGACGUCUCGUGCGACAUUGGCGGUGCGCUCGAGUUCAUGACCCGCUCCACGACCAUCGACGAGCCCUCGUUCGAGGGCCCAGGCGGCAUGCUCAUCGGCUCGACCGACAUCCUCCCUACCGAGCUGCCGGCCGACGCGUCCGGCCACUUCUCCAAGCACCUGUACCCUUACGUCGAGCGCGCCCUCCUGCACGCCGACGGCAAGGCGUUCAACGGCGACCAGAUCGACGCGACCCUCCAGCGCGGACAGAUUGUCUCCGAGGGCGUCCUCCAGAAGCCGUACGAGUGGCUCGGUAACAACGUCGCCGCAUGGCGUGCGGCUCAGCCCCAGGCUGCCGCUGCCGCCCCCGUGGCGCCGAUCUCGGCCCUCGCCGCCGGCUCGUCGAGCGGCUUUGGCGCCGCGUCGCAGCAGCGCGCGUCGUCGACCAUCGCUGGUCGCGGGGAGAAGAAGCGCGUCCUCCUUCUUGGUUCCGGCCUCGUUGCCGGCCCCGCCGUCGACGUCUUCCUCUCGCGCCCUGGCAUUGAGCUCGUGAUCGCCAGCAACAACAUCCAGGAGGCCAACGGCCUCGCCCGCGGCCGCGACCACGUCAAGACUGCGCUCCUCGACGUGUCGGACGACAAGGCGCUCGGCGAGGCCGUUUCCAACGCCGACGUCGUCGUCUCCCUCCUCCCCGCGCCGAUGCACCCUGCCGUCGCGAAGCACUGUAUCGCCCACGGCCGCCACCUCGUCACUGCGUCCUACGUGUCGCCUGAGAUGAAGGAGCUCAACGACGAGGCCGAGAAGCGCGGCGUGCUCCUCCUCGGCGAGUGCGGCCUCGAUCCCGGAAUCGACUCGAUGGCCGCCAUGCGCAUCCUCGAGCGCGUCAAGAAGGAGGGCAAGAAGGUGACUUCGUUCGUGUCCUGGUGUGGCGGCCUCCCCGAGCCAAGCGCCACGACCGUGCCCCUCGCCUACAAGUUCUCGUGGAGCCCCAAGGCGGUACUUACCGCCGCGCUCAAUGACGCCCACUACAAGCUCGACGGCAAGGUGACCCAGGUCGCUGGCGACAACUUGCUUGCGCAGCACUUCCCCAAGGUCAACCUCUGGCCCGGGCUCGCGCUCGAGGGUCUCGCGAACCGCGACUCGAUGCCCUACGCCGAGAAGUACGGCCUCCCUCCCGCGAGCGAGCUCAAGGACCUGUUCCGCGGCACGCUCCGCUACCAGGGCUUCUCUACGCUCCUCGACUCGUUCCGCCGCCUCGGCCUCCUCGGCAAGAACCCCCUCGCUUCGCCCGUCGAGUCGUGGCAGGGCUUCCUCGCCGCGUCGGUGAGCCAGCAGCUCGGCGCGACCGUCAAGGAGCGCGACCUCCUCCCUGCCGUCAAGGACAUCCUCGGCGCCAAGUCGUACGAGGAGGCGGUUAUGGCUCUCGAGUGGUUCUCGCUCCUCCCGCCCAACAUCACCAACCCGCCCGUUGCCGCCCCCGCCGUGCCCAAGCAGAACACGCCGAUCGACCUCUUCGCCACGCUUCUGGCCAAGAAGCUGGCGUACGCCCCCGGCGAGCACGACACGUGUCUCCUGCACCACGCGUUCAAGCUCGUGCCCGACAACGCACCGGUCGGCACCCCCGAGCAGACGGUCACCGCGUCGCUGCUGUGCACGGGUGACGAGAAGGCGUCGGCCAUGUCCACGACCGUGGGCUGCACCCUCGCCUUUGCCGCCCUCCGCGUGGCCGAGGGCAAGGUCGCCGCGCGCGGGGUUCGUGGCCCGUACGAGCGCGAUGUUUGGGAGGGCGUCCUGACCGACCUCGAGGAGAUUGGCGUCGACGUCAAGGAGACGUGGGCAUAAGUGUAUAGAGUAGGGGUAGGAGCAGGUAGUAGUAGCAAACAGCAGCAGCAGUAGCAGUAGACCAUUGGCAUGUGCGCCGCGGGAGCGAGCGUCGGAUUCUUCAUGUAUAGCAUUGAGCAAGU